AACAGACAUGUGUGUCGAUGAUCAUCAUCAUGAUGAAAUUCAAUGGAAUUAAAAUAGCGUCAGUUGAGUCAUAACCGUCUCAAGUGGUCUCAAGUUAUUUUCGAAACUAAUUUAAUCCCCCUUCUAUUUUAAGCUUUUUUUUUUUUUAUAUUAUUGUUAUUAAUAAAUCAAUAAUUAAUCAUUAUUUAUUUGUGUUAUAAAUUUAUAUAAGCCUUGUGAGUGUGUGUGUAUAAUUAUUUAUCUAUUUUGAGAAUUGUUUUUUUUUUUUUUGACCUAUGGAGGAUAUUUUGAGACAGCUGCAACUCAUAUAAAAUUAAUUUUUGUCGAGGAAUAAAUCAAUUUGGAUUGCUCCUUUUUUUUGAGAGUGGUUAUUAUACAAGAGUUUAUUAUAAUAAUAAUAAUAAAUAAUUAAAAUGACGAUUACAAGGGAGUUUCAACAAAAAUUAGCUAAGGUUGAUCCAAUUCCAUCAAUAGCUGGUAAUACAUUGAUACUGCCAAUAACAACAAUAUCACUAGCUCCAGAAAUUAAAAAAAGUUGGUGGCGAAAAAUAACUCCUUGUCUUGCAUUUUUUGCUGCAUUUACAACAGCAAUGACAUUGUUAGUAAUGUGGAGUGAAGCUGCUGCACUAAGACGACAAGCAUUUGACGCAAAUAUGACACGUGAUUAUGUGCUAUCAAAAGUACCAAUGGAUGAUCCACAAUUAGUAGUGUAUAUACGUGAAGUACAAUUUCAAAAAACAGUAUAUCAAGAGCCAAUUACUGCUGUACAAACAUCAGAAGAAAAAUUUAUUGAAAAUCAUUUGAAAAAAAAAUAUGAUGGUGUUUAUGUUGAGUAUAUUAAUCGUCCUGGUGCUGAAUCAACGACAUCUUGGCUUGAAGCUAAUUAUGGCUGGCGUGGAUUACUUGUUAUCACUGAUUUUAGAUCAUUUUUUAAAAUAUCUAAAAGUGGUAGACAUUCAAGAACUCGAGUUUUACAUGCUUGUCUAAGUACAGAUAAAGCAACCAAAGAAAUAACAUAUCAUCAAGAAUCUGAUGUAAGAGUUACAAAACUCAGUGAAGGUCCAAAUAGUCUUAUAUUUUCAGAAGAAGGACAACCAGCAAUGAGACUCAAGUGUUUUCCACUUUACAGUAUUUUACUUGCUUAUAAUCAGACAACAAUUGAUUAUCUCAGUCUUGAUAGUAAUGAUUUACUCGAAAGAAAAGUACUUGAUACAAUACCAUGGAAUAUUAUUAAAAUAUCUGUACUAGCAAUACGCUGGAGUGAAGGACUAAAUAAUUAUGAAUUUAGAUUAUUGAUUAAUAAACUUGGUGACAAGCAUUACAAACUUUCUACUGCAACUAUUGAUGGAAAAUUAAUAUUUACAUAUUUACAAAAAUAUAAAAUUUAAAUUAAUAAAAUAAUUCAUUAGAUAGUUUAAAAUUAGGUAAACCAUUGAUUUUUUUUUUUUUUCAUUUACAAUUAAUUAUUAAUAUCAUUUAAUAUUUUUUUUCAAACAUAGUUUGCUGGCUGUAAUUAAUUUACAAUCUUUUUUGUUCAUUUUUUUCUUUUAUAUUGUAUUUUAUUUAUCGAGGUCACACUUUUCAUCAACAAUUUUUUUUCCCUGAUUUUUUUUUAUUGUUUUGUUUAACAAUAAAUUCAAGUCCUCACAAAUACAUAAAACAAUUGAUGCGCAUAAAUAAAAUAAUUAAAUUUUCUUUUUUAAAUUGUAAAAUAAAUAAUUCAAUGUGAAAAAUGUGAAAAAAAUUAUAAGCCAAUACCAUGACAUGGAUUUUUUUAAACUUAAAAAAUUUUCUGUUAAACAGUUAAUUUAUAAAUUAAAUUAAUCAUUAAUAAUUUAAGUUAUACUUAAUUAGAUAUGAAAUUUAAAGUAAUGAAAAUAAUGAUGCCUUAAUAUUGUACAAUAAACAAUGAAAAAUAAUUGUUAAAAAAAAAAAUUAUUUACUUUGUUAUAAAAUUGAGUAAAAAAAAACAAAAAAAAAAAUUUUACAUUAAUGGUAUUAUUUUUUUAUAAUUUUUCUUUUUUAUAAUUUAUAAAUAGUAUUUUUUCUUUUCUACAAUAGAGUAUGAAAGUCUGUUAAAUGUAAUAAUUGUAAAAUGGAAAAUUUGAUUAGAAUAAUACUUGAAGAAGAAAAAAAAAUGAAAAUAAAUAAAAAGAAA
Messenger RNA from Aphidius gifuensis, 2158 nucleotides. RefSeq names its product protein Star-like. The record is from RefSeq and is a predicted model, not a curated record. Bases 414 to 1388 code for a protein of 324 amino acids. The transcript is spliced from 6 exons. Lineage: Eukaryota; Metazoa; Arthropoda; Insecta; Hymenoptera; Braconidae.